This is a messenger RNA of Chenopodium quinoa (quinoa), 3985 nucleotides long. Its product is annotated as RING-H2 finger protein ATL80-like. The transcript has a single exon. NCBI's taxonomy places the organism in Eukaryota, Viridiplantae, Streptophyta, Magnoliopsida, Caryophyllales, Amaranthaceae. The record is from RefSeq and is a predicted model, not a curated record. The coding region runs from base 2605 to 3279 and encodes 224 amino acids.
AAAGGAUGUGGUGAAACUAGAAAUGGCCCUUUAGGUGGGAGGGCGAAGGGUGAAGGACUUCAGAACUAAUAUAGGAUUAUAGGCCUUAUACGAGGAUUUGGUUGCUGCGACUGGUUGUCUCAUUAUGAGAAUAGAAGAAUUUGUAGUCAAACCUUAUGUUUACCACCCAUACUUUAUUCCUUUGAUGAAAUGUUUGGAAGAGAGGGUGCAAUACUAUGCAGCUAGGAAAUUAUUGGUGGUAAUGCUAUGUACUUUAUCCCAAGCAGGCAAGCACCAUUGAAUCCAGAUUUAAUGAAUUCUUGCUUUUAAUGUGCUGGUUGAGUUGUGUUGUCUUAGGAUCUUUUGAGGGCAGAUGGGAAGUAGAGGAGCUCUCCUGAAACGUGUACAAUCCUAACAAAACCUCUUGAAGCUGUGGGUUCCUUAGAAUUUGUCUUCCUUUCUUUUCUCGAUUUUUGUCAAAGUGUCAAAUAAUAAAAUAUUGUGGUCAGCUACGACUUAGAGCCUUCCAUCUUCAAUAAUGAGUGAAUGGUUGUAGGAAUAGUUCCCGCGGAGCAUAUUCCCUUCUUGCUGGCUGAAAUAGUUUGAAAUGACUUCACUAAGCUGAAGGAAUAAGAAAAUGAACGAUAAAAUUGCAUGCUUCUUAUCAGUUACCCGUCUUACCACUGCAGUUAGUAUACUGCGGAUACACCUCAAUUAUAAUUUGAUAAUCUUGCUUUUACCAGCACAGAUGCUUAAUGAAUUACACCCCAUUUAGACAAUCUAAUACUCGUGUGAUGAAGCAGACACUGUAUGGAGCUGGGAGAAGAUAUUUUGUGAGAAUAUACUUCUGCUGCUCUAUUAUUGCUGCUAUCUGUUUGUUGUCUAUUACUAAUUGGUUAUCUUUAUCUUAUUCUACUUUUUGGCAAAUAAAUGGAGAGAACCUUGGGGGCACCUGCCAUCAAAAUGACUCUUGGCUCAUACAUUUGCUGUUUCACUUGUUACUUAUAAGAUAAUAUACUUUAGCAUAUCUAUAAUACACUGCUAUAAUUCUUCCUUCUCUUAUUUGCUUAGAUUUGCUAUAUUCUUCUAUGGGUUUAAACUUAAAAGUGUCCUUUAACAAUUAUUUCACUUACACAAAUAAUUAAUUAAAAAAUUUAGUUGAAACCGUCACCACUGUAACUCAAUGUUACCUGUUAUCAUCGACCAGUUGAGCUUCAUUAAGAAGUCCUUUUCAGGUUAUUGAUUGAGAAUCAUUCAGUGUACUUCUGGAUGGAAUUUAGGUUAAUGUUGGAAAAAUGGAUGGUGGGCAAUGGAGAACAAAAGCACAGGCGUAAAAGAAUGAACCAGAUUCUUCUAUAGAUCACCUUUUCUGCUCAUUGUGGAGAGUUCCUUUUCAUGUAGUCUAUCCCACUACCAAAAGUUCCUUUAAUUUUUUGUCAUGUUUAUGCAAUAAAAUAUGCAUUUUUUUUUUUAAUUAAUUAUUGAAAAAAGUUGCUAGUUGUAGAAAUGGAACUCUGCUUAUAAACUUGGUUAUAGGAGCAGCAGUCAUGCUGUUGUGUGCUUGUACUUAUUAUCAUGUUCAAGCAUUUGUUUAAAUCUGAGAUACUUGCCACUGUCCAAGUAAUCUAUUUGCUCUUUAGUUCUUGUUAGUGCCAGAUACAAAGCUGUUUUAUAAGAAGAUAUAUAAUGAUGGUGGAAAGAACACAUGUUCCACAUCCUGUUAAUUAGUGUCCUUGUUAGGAUUUGUUAUGGUUUAUACUUUUGCAUUGCACUUGUUCAUGUCCAUUGGCCAUAAUUAUUCAAACACUGUCAAUUGUUUAUGGAGCUUUGUCUCAAGAAGCUUAAUCUCCUAGCAGGCUGGCACAGUGCAUACACGCUCAAUAUAUUACUAAUCUUUUUUUUUUUUUUUUUCAAUAUAUUACUUAUCAAAAAGAGGAAGAGGUCAAUAAUUAUUAUAUACCAAUUUAUGCUAGUGUGCUCACUGCUCAGUGAAAUGAAGGUUUUAUAAAACUUCAUAGUGUCUUUUCAUGUAUGUUUGAUUUCUUCUUAAAUGAACUAGAUGCUUACUAUUUACAACUUCAUUGCAUGUAAUUUGUUUACCGUUGGUGCUUUACUUUGUAUGCAGUUUACUUAUUCCCUGUAGUUUUGCAGUCUGAUUUCUAAUUCACAUUAUCUACCCUAACAUGUGUGUGAAACUAUAUACCAUUUUGUGAAAGGAGGUUAAAAUUCUACUUAAAGAUAAUUGUUUCAUUUUUCUAAUAAUAUGCAUUUUAUGUAGUCUUGGGAAGAGUGACAUGAGUGCAUUGCCAAGUCUUUAUAUUGUUACUUGCUGAGAUGUAGUUAUUUAGUAUAUUUACAAUAGAAACAGUUUUAAAUGGUGGGCCUUAAGAUAUUUAGUUGAGCUGCAAAAUGCUCUAUAAGCUCAUGCUUACCUAGUCUCUCUAAAGAAUCAAGAGAGGAAAAAGCCUUUUUAAAAAAUUAUUUUUUGAGGGGGCAGGAUGGAAAGUUAUAAUUUAUGUCCUGUUAUUGGUUGACAGCAACUUGCUACGUAUCACUAUUACUAUAAAAGCUUUGCAGACCUAGAGGCUCACUCAGACUUAACCUCUGAGAAAUUAAACCCUUUAUAUGCACACCCUUGUACUCUUUACGAACACAACCCAACCCCCUCUCUUGAAAAGAUUACAGAGAACAGGAAAAGAAGGAAAAAUCAUGGUUGUUAGUCUAAGACUUCUUUCUGCAGUUAACACAUCAGUGUCUGCCAAUAAUGCGGGACUAACUUCUACCCAAUCAGACUAUGUUGUCAUCUUGGCUGCUCUCUUUUGUGCUCUUAUCUGUGCAGUUGGCCUUGCAACGGCAGCACGCUGUGUGUGUCUCCACCGCCCUUUCAAUCUUUUCACAACAGCUACAGUCUUUCAUACUUCAGCACCUCCUCCGUCAGGUCUCAGUAAGAAGACCCUCCAGUUACUGCCUACAACGAAGUAUCUUUGUGAAGCAGAUGAUAGUAAUAAACAGGCUGACUGUGCCAUCUGUUUGACAGAGUUUUCUGAUGGAGAAAUGAUGAGGGUUCUUCCACGAUGUGGCCAUGUAUUUCAUAUAACCUGCAUUGAUAAAUGGCUUGGGUCCCACUCAUCGUGUCCAUCUUGUAGACAAUUAGUUCUAGUAGCUGGUAAAUGUCAUCACUGUGGAGGAUUUUCUGCCCAUCAGGGCUUCCAUGGCACUGCCAAUGAGGUGCAUACGAGAGAGACUGAUGUGAUGGGCAGGCAAGAGCCUCAAGACUAUAUGCUUACAUAUUUACCUUAAUAACAGCAGGAAGUGAUGUGUUUUUUCUUAUUGUUUCGGUAUAAUUACCUACCUUCAUUUGAUUGGAGCGGGCGUGCCAUAUAUGUCAAAGUGCAUUUGAUUAUGACAUUCUUCUAGCAUUGUCAGUUACGGUAUUAUGUGAAGUUUGGGAUUUUGCAUCUUGCUACAUACGUAUGUGCCAUGAGUUUGGGGAUCAUAUCAAGCUGCAAGGUUGCUUUUGCUUUGGUCUAGUGAGACAAAUUUACUAUGUAGUGUUUGGCAGAGAAAUACUUCAAUCAUCAGCAAUUCAGCAUCACUGAAUCUUUGGUGCUCUUAUAAUGUCGUACACUUGUACUUGUCCAAGACCCUGAUUCUCAGCCAAGAUGCCCCCCUUCCCCAGGGAAGUUAGUCACAAAAAUGCUUAAGAAGCACUGUUAUGAUGUAACAAAUACGAAAGACCAGAACUGUUGUGAAAACACCAACGGUGGAUGACUUGCUUGAGUUUCCUGUAUACAAUACUGAUAGUAACAUAAGUCCAAUUGUUCGUGACAGAGGAGCCAAGUUCCAGGCACUUGGGCAUAAUUCACAAAUUCAUAGUUGUCUAUUCUUGGCAUUGUAGAGCUCUUUGCUAGCUUUUUAUGUACAACUUCUACUAUGUUGCUGCAGAACACUUAUGUACACUAUACUGUGGUUUUUAAUAUUAAUCGAACUUAUGUGCAGCACUAAA